This is a messenger RNA of Osmia lignaria (orchard mason bee), 4680 nucleotides long. RefSeq names its product cell division cycle and apoptosis regulator protein 1. The record is from RefSeq and is a predicted model, not a curated record. Gene Ontology annotation, cellular component: nucleus. Gene Ontology annotation, biological process: regulation of DNA-templated transcription. NCBI's taxonomy places the organism in Eukaryota, Metazoa, Arthropoda, Insecta, Hymenoptera, Megachilidae.
GCCGAAAAGAUGGCGCCUGAAUGAAGGACGCUCAAUUAAGAGUACUCGAGACUUUGUUAAAGUUGUAUUGUUAAUAAUAUUACAUAUUUCAUAAAAAAUGAGUAAUCUUUCGCCAUUUGGAGGUGGUAAAAACCCACCGUGGGUUCGUAAUGCAGGACAGGGAAUUCAAAAUAUUCAACAACAAAUGUUAGGUCAAGCAAUGGGUAGUAUAGGUGGACAGCCUAUGGUUCAAUAUCAGCAACAAACUCAACAAGUUUAUCAGCAAAGUUUAGGAUUGCAACAGCCCAAUAUAACAAUGGCUUCAAUGGCAACCCUUGGAUCAAACUUACCAUCCGGUAUAGCUGGACAAUUGUAUCCACAAGUUGCCACUGUUUCUUAUCCACCGCCAAGAGCAUUAAACACAAAUGCAUUUCAACCAUCUGUUGCUGGUGUACCGCAACAAGUACAACAAAAUGUACCUUCAUCGUCUACUAAGCAGAGAGUAUUUACUGGCACGGUGACUCAAGUAUAUGAUAAUUUCGGUUUCGUAGAUGAAGAUGUGUUCUUUCAAACAAAUGCAUGCGUCAAAGGAUCCAACCCAGUUGUUGGUGAUCGGGUACUUGUAGAAGCGUCGUACAAUCCAUCUAUGCCAUUUAAAUGGAGCGCUACUAGGAUACAAGUACUCCCUAUGGGAAACAAUAACAGUAAUACUAACACGCAACAAAGUAAUCAAACCUCUCGUCAACAGCAGCAACAGCAACAGCCGCAACAAAGUCGUACCUCAGGAACCUAUAAUGCUGUGCCUCCGCCUGCUGAAAAUGCUAAUAAUAGAUUUGCAACUAGCGCGACGAGUGCCAAUACAGCUAGUAAUCGUAAUAAAAUUGGAAGAGUAAGAGAAAGAUCUCCUCGUGAACGAAAAAAUGAAGAGGAAGAGAUUGAACGAAAGAGACGCCGCGAGGAAAGAAUCAGAGAACGCGAGAAAAAGGAGGAACGUAGUCCAUCGAGAACUAGAAGAAGUAAAUCUCCAAGACCACGGCGACGUACUAGAGUUGUACCACGUUACAUGGUACAAAUACCGAAAAUAGCUCUCGAUCUACCUGAAGCAGAUGUACUUGAGAUAAGGAGACGUUACCAGAAUAUGUAUAUUCCUAGUGACUUCUUUUCUACUAAUUUCCGAUGGGUUGACGCCUUUCCACCGCAUAUGCCAUUUACUCUUAAUAAACCAUGCUCUUUUCAUGUGAUGCAUAAGGACAUUGAUCCUUGCACUGAAAAUACAGCGGUGUUAGAACCUUCGGAUGCCGAUUAUCUCUUCUCUGCGAAGGUUAUGCUGAUAUCUAUGCCUGCCAUGGAAGAGAUAUAUAAACGAUGUUGCGGUGUAUCCGAGGAUAGAGAUCCAGAUCGUGAUUAUGUACAUCCUACACGUUUAAUAAAUUUCUUGGUAGGCUUACGAGGUAAAAAUGAGACAAUGGCAAUCGGUGGGCCAUGGAGUCCUUCAUUGGAUGGUCCUAAUCCUGAAAAGGAUCCAUCGGUUUUAAUCAGGACAGCAGUGAGGACUUGUAAAGCGCUUACAGGGAUAGAUCUCUCCAGCUGCACCCAGUGGUACCGCUUCCUGGAACUCUACUACAGACGUGCAGAAACGACCCACAAGUCGGGGCGAGUGGUGCCCUCUCGCGUUGAAACCGUCAUACUAUUUCUCCCAGAUGUAUGGAGCUGUGUACCUACCAAAUUGGAAUGGGACGGUCUACAACUCAGCUAUAAGAAACAACUGGAACGAAAAUUGCUGCGUACCACCUCUAGCCCCGACGAUUCGGAUGCUGCCAAUGACACUGAUGAGGCUGCCGUCGCUGAUCAAAAGGAAGAUCCAGUGCCGGAGAAGAAGGACCCCACUCAUUAUUCUGAACUGGAUCCAAAGUCUAUGAAUGUAAAUGAAUUACGUCAGGAAUUAGCUGCCCGUAAUUUAAAUUGCAAAGGUUUGAAAUCCCAGCUGCUAGCAAGAUUAACAAAAGCAGCGACAUUAGAACAAGCUAAAGAAGAAGGACGGCAGGAUGAUAUCGAAGAGAAUGAAAAAGACGUUUCACCUUCACCGAAAGAAGAGGAGGAUAAGAAAUUUAGAGACAAAGAUCAUGAUGAAGACAGAAGAAAACUUUGUGAACGUGAACGGAUAGCCCUUGAAAAACGGUACACGUUACCAGAAUCGUCCCAUAUUAUCGUCCAUCCUUCCAGAAUGGCGAAAAGUGGAAAAUUUGAUUGCACUGUUAUGUCUUUGAGUGUACUUUUGGAUUACAGGCCAGAAGAUACAAAGGAACAUUCUUUCGAAGUAUCGUUGUUCGCGGAACUCUUUAACGAGAUGUUGAUGCGAGAUUUCGGUUUCCGCAUUUAUCGAGCUUUGUGCAGUCUUCCUGAGAAACCCAAAGAAAAAGAUGAAGAUAAGAAGAAGGAUAAAAAGGAUGAUAAGAGAGAUGAGAAAAAAGAUGAUAAAAGAAAGGACGACGAUAAACGUUGUAGGAAAGAUGAAAGGAAGGACGAGAAAAGAAGAGAGGGAAGUAAAGAUAAAAAGGACGAGAAAGAUGCGAAAAGUAAAACAGACGAUAGGGAUAGAGAUAAAGAAAAGAAUGACGAUGAUGACGACGAUGAAGAAGAUGAAUCUGAUGAUGACGAUUCAGUUAAAGAUGGUAGGAGAGAUAGAGAUAAGGAUGGAAGAAAGAGGAAAACGAAACUGUACACGCACGAUCCUUAUCUCUUACUAUCUUUCGUUUAUUUUGAUCAAACUCAUUGCGGAUAUAUAUUCGACAAAGAUAUAGAAGAACUUAUUUAUACUUUAGGACUGAAUUUAUCAAGAGCUCAAGUUCGUAAAUUAGUACAAAAGGUUGUAACCAGAGAUUCUUUACACUACCGUAAAUUAACAGAUAGAUCAAGAGACGAUGAUCCAAAAGAAGAGAAGAAAGACGAUAAGGAAACGGAUAAGAAUGAUUCCGCUAAGGAAGACUACGAAGAAGAUAUAUUGCGUUCAUUGGCACUUGGAAAUAAAAAAUUGUUACCAGUAUUUGUCGGAAGUGGCCCGCCGUCGAAGAGGGCACGAAGAGAAGAUUCACUUGCGGAUCAGUCUGAGGAAUCAACUAUACCAGAAGGUUUCGUUAUGUAUAAGGGUUCUUUAGUGGAUGUAGAAAAACUUGUUAGUCAAUUGAAAAGAUCGGAGAAGGCUCGGUUAGACACCGAGGAACGUAUGAUGGAGUUGCAGCACGAGCUUUCAAUAGUGAACGAAAAAUCUGCUAAACAGACAAAUAAUAUUAAAGCUCUUUCGGAAGACUUAAAAAUAUACAAAGACAAAUUAAGGAAUACGGAUGAAAAGCUCAAGAAAGUUUCGGCUGAGUGCUUGUCAUAUCUUACUGCAGUAAAAAACAUGUAUCAUAUAGCAGCAAAAAUGAUGCAAUCUGAUACUAAAAAAGUGGAGAUUGUAGAGAUACAAGAUGAAAAGGUUGGUGAAGUAAACGGAUCAGAAAUUGAAACAAAAUUUAAAACCGACACGAGAUGGGGAGACAACAAAGUUCCGAUAAAAAAAGAAUUCAUAGAAACAGACAAGGACAAGAAAUGCGACAAUAAAAUAUCAAUCAAGAAAGAAAUUACAGAAAUUGAUAAGGAAAAGAAGUAAAAUAAAAUACACUGUUUAUUUAUUGUAAAAGAUGUUGACGCACUCGUAUAAAAUUCUAAGUAUAUUAAUAACAAAGAAUGACAAACGUGUUUAGCGAUGACAGCACUCAAAGUGAAUGGGAAAGGUUUACCCGUAUGAAAGUAAAAUGACUAAAGACUCUGUUUUAUAACUUUUUUCACUUAGUGACAAUAUGUGGUAAACUAUUUCUGUUAGAAAUAAGAAUUGUUCAGUUAACAUAAAUGAAUGAAUAAUGCAGUUAUUAAAACAAAUCAUUACAUUGCAGUUUUUCACAUAAAUUAAUCAAAUUUUAUGCAAAUAGACAAAAUUUCGUGAAACUUUUUAAAUACUGAUGUAACUGUCAUUUGCCAUAAAGUGCCAGAUAUUAAUAGACAAGUAUGUACUGUAAUUUCAAAAUAAGUUUACGUUUAACAUCAUUAAGGUGUGAUUAUUAAAAUAUUUUCAGAUUUUCUGGAUAACUAAUUCUUUUGCUUUCUAUACUUCGUUUCGUGAUAAACUGUGAUUUAUAAAAAAAAAAAAAAUAUAUAUUAAUCACACAGUAAACCUUUAUCUUGGAUGGAUUAUAUUUAGAAUUACAAUGUUAAUGUUGUUGCUUUUGUGUACGAAUUAUACCAAUUACGCCGAUAAUUCUUGAGUGGCCUUAGGAUAAAUUGAAUUUAUCAUAGGUAUUCUUGAAAGCAACAAUUGAUUAACAUAUUUGAUAGCAGCAGUGUAUUUCUAUUAUGUUAUCAAUGUAUUUAUUACUUUGUACACAGAAGACCGCAUGGCAAAAUAAAACUUUCACACAAUAUGCAUCAACUGUAAGAUAUACGAUAAUAAUUAAUGGGAUAUCGUUAGCAUUGUUUUUCUUGCGCUACUUAAAGGAAAUUUUAUCUGUUCUGUAUUUUGUGUAACUGCUGUAAAUACUUUUGCAAGAACGGUACCUAAGAGUAAUUUGAACACCAAAGUAUUUGUAGACAAUUUAGUAUCACAUGAAUAUUAUACAUAAGAAACAAUAAUUUAUUAAAAAAAAAAAAAUUGUAAAAAUAGCAUUA